Camelus dromedarius (Arabian camel) is the source of this 2255-nucleotide messenger RNA. RefSeq names its product glycine N-acyltransferase. Gene Ontology annotation, cellular component: mitochondrion. The record is from RefSeq and is a predicted model, not a curated record. Gene Ontology annotation, molecular function: glycine N-acyltransferase activity; glycine N-benzoyltransferase activity. Bases 564 to 1529 code for a protein of 321 amino acids. The transcript is spliced from 8 exons. Gene Ontology annotation, biological process: glycine metabolic process. NCBI's taxonomy places the organism in Eukaryota, Metazoa, Chordata, Mammalia, Artiodactyla, Camelidae.
UGACAAUCCUCAGCUUGGCCAAAUCUGAAGAAAACAUUCCUAAAUGCAAUGUACUCUACCAGACGCUGUUGAACCGACUGCAUUAGAGGGAAAUUUCAUGAUAUAGACGUUGCUCUUCUUCAUUCGUUCCUGCAGAGCUUGGUGUGAAGACAGCUUUCCAGAUCCAAACCUUUCGCAACCGUCCUGAAGAACCAGUAGUCCUGAGGAGUUAAGCUGGAAAGAAGAGGCUCUGGGAAGUCAAAGUAAACAGAGAACUAGCCAGUUGGUGCUGAUGCCCCAGAGCUUAACAAUUCAUUUUGCCAAUAACUUCUAGUCAAAGACCACGUGGAACACUCUAGUGUCCAACAAAAUCAGGCUUAUUGUCUGUUGCAACGAGACAGACAGCACACUGUGGGGAAUUGAGGCAAAUCUCGGUGAGAAUACAUCAGUAGGGACUGAACAGGUGGGAAGGUUAAUAAUCCAGAUGCUGUGACUCUAUCUUUGGCCAGAAAGGAAAGUACCUUGCUGUUCUAAAAUCACAAAGUUACCUACCCAGUUCUCCCUUGGAGUGUGGCAUCUCGUGCAUGGCCUGUUUUAAUACGUAUCUUCUCAGAAAACCUCUUCAGUGUUGUCUUGAAAAAGCUACUGAAUUGUCUUCCACGAUGUUCCCAUUGCAAGGUGCCCAGAUGCUGCAGAUGCUGGAGAGAUCCUUGAGGAACAGCCUUCCUACAUCCUUAAAGGUUUAUGGGACUGUCUUCCACAUGAACCAGGGAAACCCGUUCAACCUAAAGGCCCUGGUGGACAAGUGGCCUGAUUUUAAUACGGUGGUUAUCCGCCCUCAGGAACAGGAGAUGAAAGAUGACCUUGAUCACUACACCAAUACUUACCAUAUCUACUCCAAGGACCUCAAGAACUGUCAGGAAUUCCUUGGCUUACCAGAAGUGAUCAACUGGAAACAGCAUUUGCAGAUCCAAAGUUCACAGAACAGCCUGAAUGAAGUAAUACAAAAUCUUGCAGCCACAAAAUCCUUCAAAGUCAAGGUAACACAAAACCUUCUCUAUAUGACAAGUGAGACAACAAAGGAACUGGCUCCUUCCCUGCUGGAUGUGAAGAACUUGUCACUGAGCGAUGGCAAGCCCAAGGCCAUUGACCAAAAGACAUUGAAACUCUCAUCCAUGGAUCCUAUCUAUGCUGCCUUGGUGAAUAAAUUCUGGUCUUUUGGUGGCAAUGAGAGGAGCCAGAGAUUCAUUGAGCGCUGUAUCCGGACCUUACCCAACUUCUGCCUGCUGGGGCCCGAGGGGACCCCUGUAUCUUGGUCCCUGAUGGACCAUACAGGAGAGCUGCGGAUGGCAGGCACCACGCCUGAGUACCGGGCCCAGGGCCUCAUUACCUACCUCAUCUAUACCCACACCCAGGCUCUGCUCAAAUUCGGCUUCCCUGUGUAUUCUCACGUAGACAGGAAGAACAAAAUUAUGCAGAAGAUGAGUCACAGUCUGAAUCACAUCCUCAUGCCCUGUGACUGGAACCAGUGGAACUGUGUGCCUCUGUGAAGCCACCUUGAACCCAAGACAGUGUGGGAUGGGCAUGAGGGCAUGGCUGAAGGAGCAGAUGGGUGGACAGAGGGAAAGAAUAAAUUGUAAUCGUAAUCAUCAGUAAAGGAGUGGCUGCUGUUUGGGCUCUGGGGAAGCCGUGUGACUGGUCAACAGGACCACUGCUACCCCUGCACUCAGACUGCCAGUGGGCUUCCCCCAGUAUCUCAGUAUAAGCAGCAGCAGCUCUCCUGCAGUGAUUUCACAUAGUUGAGUCCCCCACGCUUCUAGGAUCUCUGCCCUGCUUCUUCACCAGCUACAUGUGGCCCCAGGUGCCUCCUCCUAGAACACUUAGUGCACAGGGUGAUGGGGCCUUGAUGGUUUUUCCGGGGGAGGGGGUAUUAUUUUCUGGACAUUAUGACUUAUUUCUCUCUUUCUCUGGCCUUUCCCUUAGUGAAGAGCAGGUGGACUCCACUUGUUAGCUCUAUAGAGAUUAUCCUUUCCUCUGAUUGCUGCUUUAUAAGCAUAUUAAAUAUAUUAUAUACAAAAAUAUAUGAGAUAUUGUGCUAAACAAAAUACACAUGAUAUAGCAGGAAGAGUUAUUAAGAAAAAGACUAACCUAUGUUAGCCUGUCCUCUCUCUGCCUCCACUCCAGGGAAAAUGACUCAACAUUGUGUCUAAGAGCUGAGCUUCCUAAACUUACCCAAAACCCUCAAACAAUAAAGAGAUUUGUAUUUGAUUGCACAA